Molecule: messenger RNA, 341 nt
Organism: Camellia sinensis
Lineage: Eukaryota; Viridiplantae; Streptophyta; Magnoliopsida; Ericales; Theaceae
Source: RefSeq, a predicted model, not a curated record
GAAAAACUCUGCCAAUUUUUGUCUGUUAGUUUUGGAGAUAGUGUAUUUCUGUUUGCAUAUCUAGUAUUGUCCUUUUUCCCAUCAGGUGAUUCUUUACGUAUGACCACCAAGCCUUUGAGUCCCUAUUCAAUUGCCCGAGGUGGACAUUUAAUGGAUGAAGGAGUAGCAAUCUACAUUCCACUCCCCGAGAUUGAAGAAGCUACUAACAAUUUUUCAAAAAGAAUUGGAAAAGGAAGUUUUGGACCUGUUUAUUAUGGAAAAAUAAAAGACGGGAAAGAGGUUGCAGUUAAGAUCAUGGCUGAUUCGACUAGCCAUGGGACAAAGCAAUUUGUGACCGAGGU